AUGGCGGCCUUGGCGGCGAUUGUCGACAAGAGCGUUGUAGAUGAUACGAGCAUUAGCCUUUUCUACAACACAAGCAAGGCACAGCUAGCCAUCUCGCUGCAGUCCAGUACCGAUAUCAACUACCAGGCUGAAGACACUUGGGUAACGACCGACGAUCAUUAUAAUAGAUACAUCCUGAAUCCGUCUUCCAUUGCGGCAGCCUACUACCGCGGACUUAAAUUUGUGGUAGCCAUGACUAUACCGAAGAAAGGGGAGGGAGAGACAGGGGCGGACGUCCAAAUAUCUCUUGUGUCGCCUAUAUGUCAAGAUCUUACACCAGGAACGUUCGAGAAUAACCAUAUUGCCUUAGGCGCGACCACAGAUGGGAACCAAGGUUGGCUGUAUUAUCUCAAUGAUGGUUCCGAUACUAGAAAAAGAGUAGUGGAAUUAGAUCUCAACAGCAAAAUUACGCAGGUCCUAAGCAGUAUAGUUCAGGUAGAUUAUAACAGCUCUCUAGCCGCUUGGUAUGACCAGGUCAAUGAGGAACGGCAUAUUAUCUACGAAGGCGGGGGCCUCCGCGACUUCAAUAUAGAUAAAAAUACUCUCACUACCGUACAUGCGGGCGACAUGACCCCUAGUACGUCUAUUGGGGUAGUCUACUCUAAGUCAACCAAAAAGGCAUACCUCUACUAUUGUAACGUAAACCAGAAUAUUAUGCGAGGCGUCAUGAGCGAAGGCGAUUGGAAAGAUUCCCAGGAGAUCCAAGGCGCCCCCAUGGUUGCCGAGAAUAGUCAGAUCACCGUUACGCAGGCAAAUGGAUUUAAUCACGUAUUUUACAUUCCUAAGAACCUGGGCACGGAAGAGGGCGGGGAUCAGAGCCCCUUUGCUCACAUCCUUGAUAAUAUCGAUUGA
Molecule: messenger RNA, 891 nt
Organism: Daldinia childiae
Lineage: Eukaryota; Fungi; Ascomycota; Sordariomycetes; Xylariales; Hypoxylaceae
Product: Wall-associated proteinase
Exons: 3
Coding region: 1-891 (296 amino acids)
Source: RefSeq, a predicted model, not a curated record